Molecule: messenger RNA, 1238 nt
Organism: Coregonus sp. 'balchen'
Lineage: Eukaryota; Metazoa; Chordata; Actinopteri; Salmoniformes; Salmonidae
Source: the annotation of a GenBank genome assembly
UAUGUGCUACUACAGAAAAGGAUGAUCUUGAGAGUCAGACAGCAUCCUGUCACAAGCAGUUGGCCGAGGAGGAACUGCCUCAACAAGAAGACAGUAUCUUUGCAGGCAAGAAACCAAAAUAAAAUCUCUUCUAGAAUGGUAUGGGAGACCGUUUAUUUAUACGAUAUUGCACUUUACCAAGAAAAUGUAUUUUGGCAUGGACGGUGAUGUCCUAGUUUAUGUUGUAAAGGUUUUUAGGCAGGCGUACAUUUAUUUUCCCCUCCCAUCCUCUUGACACAGGAAGUUUUUUUGUCCCAUGAUGCAACAAAUGCACUUCCUGGCCUCAAUAUGUCACUUUAAGAUUUUGUUAUGAUCUAUGCGUUCAUGCGUUCUAGCACUUCAGAAAUCAAAACAAGUUGCUCUAAAACCUAUUUUUCUGUAUCCCUCCCUCUCUCUUUUCCCCCUUUUCUGCCCCCUCCCCCUCAUCUCUCUCUCUCACUGAGUGAAAUAUGACAGAACUUUCAAUGAUGUAGUCUGACAGUAGCAAUAUAACCAACAUAUACAAUUACAAUGUGUCAAAACUUCCCACGGUUGAUAAACUUGUUUCACUUUUACAUUCUAGUCAAGCUCUCUGGUUGUGUGCGAGGUGGAUGUGUGAAAGAAAAAUUGAAGAAGUUUAGAUUUUGAAAAGAGACCAACAAUGCAGCCAUCCUGAGUGAGUAAGACUUAAUUGAAAACAUGUUCCUCAGUAGCCCAACUGUCAUCUGUUUCACCUAAUUAAAAAAAACAUACUGUAUGUCUAGGACUCAAUAUAGAAUAAUUAUCCUAUUCCCUCAGUGAAAAUUGACAUGGAGAAACAGCUUGUGAUCCUGGAGGAGGAGUAUGAGGCAAGUUACGUUGUCUUUCUGAGAUGUUGAAUAUCCCAUACUGAGUUAAUAAUUACUAAAAUCCAUCCACACCUUUAUCAAUAACAGUUCAACUCAAAACAUGCUCUCACAUUUCAGGACAUCUCCCUGGAUGACCUGAGGAAUGAACUUCCCGAGCGGCAGCCAAGAUAUCCUUUUAUAACAUGUCGGAGUGAAACAGCAGAAAUCUAUGUUAACCUCAUAUUCACCAGCACUGCCAGUGUUGAGUUGUAUCAUUGAUCAGUGAUUGGAUUUCCUUGACAAUAUAGUGUACAUUCAUUGUUUACAGUUACAAAUACGUCCAUACAGAUGGCAGGGGGUUCUACCGACUGUUUCAUAUUCUCAAGUCCAGUG